CGCAUAACUAACCCGAACCCUUAUCGGUCUCUCCCGGCAGGCAAGCAACGCUGCUCUGCUUCUGCUCUCAACGCGAAUCGCCAAAAUUUCCAGCUACCGCAGUAUGUCCCUUGCGAGUUCCUUCUGGCACCUUUCCGACACGACUCCCCGAUUUGCACGGCUCUCUGCUGGAAAAGCGACCGCCCGUUUCGGUGCAUUUCCUUUAACAGUGUCCCAACAGGCAGCAUGGGCAAAAAAAGACCACAUCCGGACGGAGAGUCUGCGGGCCAUAGUUCCGGCGACGAAACGAGGAAGCGGCCGAGGACCAGCCGCCCGCACAAGCCAAUACCCCGGAACCAGGAGGCCGACAAGCCCAGCCUCAGCGCCAUCAAGAAGCGCGCCAGGGCAAUUGAGAGGUUGCUCGCGCGGGACAACUUGAAUAUCCCGGCAAACAAGCAAAACGAGCUCGAACGCGAGCUGGCGGCCCACAAGCAACGGAUCGAGGAUGCGCGGGCGAAGAAGGAGCGGAACAAGAUGAUAAAGAAAUACCACAUGGUCAGGUUCUUUGGUAUGUUGCUCUUCUUGUCGAGGCCCAUCACCGAUGUAAGCCCACUGACGACUCGGGUAGAAAGGAAGAAGGCAACGCGGUUUGCGAAGCAGCUCGAGAAGAAGCUGGCGCAGGCUACAGACCCAGACGAGAUCGCCCAGCUAAAGGCUGAUCUGCACGUCGCUCAGGUGGACAUCGACUACGCGAGGUACUUCCCCUUUUUGGAACCGUACGUCAGCUUGUACGCCGGGGCCGCGUCGGGGGAGAAGGACGAGACGGGCAAGGCAGCACAGUAUUUGCGGGGCCCACGGCCGCCCAUGUGGGCCGUUAUCGAGAAGACGAGGGAGGAGGGCCAGGCUGCGCUCGAGAAGUUGCAGAACAGACAGCCAGGGAAGAGCGCAGACGACGCCCGGCAACCAGUUGAGUCCCGGAAGGCAGUCAAGGCGCUCCCGGCAAAGAAGACGAAGGCGGCGGAGACGAAAGCGAAGGGUCCCCGGCAACUGAGGCAUGAGCAGUCCACCAAAUCGAGACCAAGUGGGACGAAGGGAGAGGCCAGGAAGACGAACGGCGGCGCGGACAGAAGUGAGGAAAGCGACGACGGUGGCUUCUUCGAAGAGGAUUGACGAGCUUUUGCGUUCCCCGCGUCGAGCGGAC
Thermothielavioides terrestris NRRL 8126 is the source of this 1180-nucleotide messenger RNA. RefSeq lists its product as uncharacterized. NCBI's taxonomy places the organism in Eukaryota, Fungi, Ascomycota, Sordariomycetes, Sordariales, Chaetomiaceae. The transcript has a single exon. The coding region runs from base 226 to 1149 and encodes 307 amino acids. The record is from RefSeq and is a predicted model, not a curated record. Gene Ontology annotation, biological process: maturation of SSU-rRNA from tricistronic rRNA transcript (SSU-rRNA, 5.8S rRNA, LSU-rRNA). Gene Ontology annotation, cellular component: preribosome, small subunit precursor; nucleolus.